CUUCAUUUACUCAUUCCAACGAUUAUUCAUUGACAUUUACUCUUAUUUCCACUGCUAACAAGAAAAUAACACCAAAUGUCCGUCAACAUCUUCGCCGAUGAGGCAACAGAAGAACGCGCCGAGUCCGCCCGUCUCUCUUCUUUCGUAGGCGCAACCGCCCUCGGAGACAUCGUGAAGUCCACCCUUGGGCCCAAAGGGAUGAACAAAAUCCUCCAGUCUGGUUCUACCGGCACCGUAAACGUCACGAACGACGGUGCUACGAUCCUCAAGUCUAUCCAGCUUGACAACCCUGCCGCGAAGAUCCUUGUCAAUAUUAGCAAGGUGCAGGAUGACGAGAUCGGGGAUGGGACGACGAGUGUGUGCGUGCUGACUGCUGAGCUGCUGAGGGAAGCGGAGCGCUUGGUGAAUAGCAAAGUCCACCCACAGACGAUUGUAGAAGGCUUCCGGCUCGCCUGUAUCGAGGCGCUUAAAGCGCUUGAAAGCAGCGCUGUGGAUAAUCGUUCAGACGCCGCUCGCUUCCGUCAGGACUUGUUCAAUAUCGCUCGGACGACGCUGAGCUCCAAGGUGCUCUCGGCGGAUAAGGAGUACUUUGCCAACCUAGCGGUGGACGCCGUGCUGCGCUUAAAGGGCAGCACGGACCUUGAUCAUGUGCAGGUGAUCAAGAAGGUCGGAGGAAAGCUGACAGACAGUUAUCUGGAUGAAGGCUUCAUCAUGGACAAGAGUAUCGGUGUGAACUGCCCGAAGCGGAUGGAGAACGCCAAAAUCCUUAUUGCUAAUACUUCAAUGGACACGGACAAGAUCAAGAUUUUCGGAGCGCGGGUAACGGUCGACAGCACUGGCAAGCUCGCCGAGCUCGAGCGGGCCGAGCGGGCAAAGAUGGCCGCCAAAGUCAAGUCCAUCGCCGGCCUGGGGAUCAACGUCUUCGUCAACCGGCAGUUGGUAUACAACUACCCCGAGAACCUGCUUGCUGAGAUGGGAAUCAUGAGCAUCGAGCAUGCGGAUUUUGAGGGUGUGGAGCGGCUUGCCCUUGUGACGGGGGGCGAUGUCGUGAGCACGUUUGAGGGCGCGGAGGCUGGGAAGGUCAGGCUGGGGAAAUGUGAUCUCGUAGAGGAGAUCAUGAUCGGCGAGGAUAAGCUAAUAAAAUUCUCCGGUGUCGCAGCCGGAUCGGCAUGCACCGUCGUUCUCCGCGGCUCGACAACCCAGAUGGUAGACGAAGCCGAACGGUCACUACACGACGCCCUGUCCGUCCUCUCGCAGACCGUGCUGGAGACGCGUACCGUCCUCGGAGGAGGGUGCGCAGAGACGACCAUGGCUGUUGCUGUUGAGCGCCUGGCGAGCCAGACGUCUGGCAAGCGUGCUCUAGCUGUCGAGGCUUUCGCUCGUGCACUGCGGCAGAUCCCUACUAUCCUCGCCGAUAAUGCCGGUCUCGAUUCCUCCGAGCUUGUAGCCCAGCUCAGAGCAGUGCACUUCGCCUCCCCUCCCCAGAAGGACGCUGGCCUAAACCUGGAUCUAGGAGAAGUUGCGGAUAUGAGGAAACUGGGCGUGACGGAGAGUUACAAGCUUAAGAGGCAGGUGGUGACGAGUGCUGGUGAGGCUGCGGAGAUGAUCCUCCGUGUGGAUACGAUUUUGAGAAGUGCACCGAGGAGACGAGAUGCGCAUUAGGUGGAUGAUUAUGGUUAGAGUUAGUGUAGGGAGAUCAUUAAUUCAUU
Messenger RNA from Dacryopinax primogenitus, 1709 nucleotides. RefSeq lists its product as uncharacterized. Gene Ontology annotation, molecular function: ATP-dependent protein folding chaperone; ATP hydrolysis activity; ATP binding. The transcript is spliced from 5 exons. Gene Ontology annotation, cellular component: cytosol; chaperonin-containing T-complex. Bases 76 to 1662 code for a protein of 528 amino acids. Gene Ontology annotation, biological process: protein folding. The record is from RefSeq and is a predicted model, not a curated record. NCBI's taxonomy places the organism in Eukaryota, Fungi, Basidiomycota, Dacrymycetes, Dacrymycetales, Dacrymycetaceae.